Molecule: messenger RNA, 1137 nt
Organism: Striga hermonthica
Lineage: Eukaryota; Viridiplantae; Streptophyta; Magnoliopsida; Lamiales; Orobanchaceae
Source: the annotation of a GenBank genome assembly
AUGAACAACAUGUCCAGCCUCAACCAGACCUUGCCGGAAUCUACACAAGACCAAGCACGCCUAAGCGAGCUAAAAGCCUUCGAAGAAACAAAAACAGGGGUCAAAGGCUUGAUCGACUCCGGCAUCCAAACCGUGCCCGGAAUAUUUAUCAGGCCACCGGACGAGCUAGCCGACGAGAAAAAUCACAUCCAAUCCAACCUUCAAGUCCCUGUUAUAGAUCUCAGUGGGGUCAACGAAGACGCUUGUGCGCGCGAGAAGAUUGUCGGUGAAGUGAAAAGGGCGUCGAGCGAAUGGGGCUUUUUCCAGCUCGUCAAUCACGGGAUAUCCCGGGAAGUCCUGGAUAAUAUGCUGGACGGGAUAAGGAAGUUCCACGAACAAGACGGCGAGGUGAAGAAGGAAUUCAACACUCGCGAUAUGACGCGGAGAGUGAGAUUCGGCAGCAAUGUCGAUCUGUAUCGGUCGCGUGCGGCCAACUGGAGGGACUCGUUGACGAUUUCAGUGCCGAAUUUUGCUAGUGUUGAGCCUGAUGAGUUGCCUGAAAUCUGCAGGGACUCGACAAUGAAGUAUCUGGUACAAGUGGGAAAAUUAGGAGAAACCUUGUUUGAGUUAUUAUCAGAGGCACUUGGUCUCAAACCAAACCACCUGAGAGCCCUGGAAUGUGGCAAGAAUGGCACUUUUAUCGGGCACUAUUACCCGGCUUGUCCCCAGCCAGACAUAACCAUCGGCACCAGUAAGCACACGGACCCUUCCUUUUUGACAAUUCUUUUGCAGGAUCAAAUCGGGGGCCUCCAAGUCCUGCAUCAGGAUCAGUACAUCAAUGUACAACCUCUGCCUGGUGCCUUGGUGGUCAACAUUGGAGAUAUGCUGCAGAUCAUUUCGAAUGACGAGUUUGUGAGCCCGGAUCACCGAGUUCUUGCCAACCGGGUAGGGCCAAGAAUCUCGGUGGCAGGAUUCUUUACCGGUGAUGCUUUAAGUGGAAGGAUAUACGGGCCCAUAAAAGAGUUGAUAUCGGAAGAUAACUGCCCACGCUACAAGGAGUUUACAGCGCGAGACUAUAUAGCAAAGUUCUUCAUGCGCCCAAUCGAUAAGUCCGGGCUCGACGAAUUCAAGUUGGAAGAACAGUUCUUUGAUCUGUGA